UACAUCUUUUCAAUCUCUUGAAAACCAAAUGUCUCCAAUCCCACAGUCAUGGCCCAGUUUAUCAGGCUUUUCCACCAACACCACAGUCACGAGUUAUGGUAUUAAAAGAAAACGUGAUGAGUCAUCAGAUGACAGAGCUCCGUCACAACUGAUCACAGAUAUGGACAUAAAGAAGAAAGCAGAGCAGAUCAUUGAGAGAGUUAACAUGAAAAUUCAAGCCAUAAAGAGCACAGACCACACCAUGACUACAUUAAAAACCUACAUUUUGGAUGACAUUUCAAAGAUAAAGAGGAUGGAUAAAAACAUAAGGAAGGAAACUAUAGGAAUAUUUGGAAGAACAGGAGAAGGAAAAAGCUCCUUAUUAAACGCAGUACUGGGUGUAAAUUUAUUACUGCCAGCUGGUGGUUUUGGUGCAUGUACAUCUGUUAUAACUCAGGUGGAAGCAAACCUAAAUGACUCAAACUACAUAGCAGAGAUUGAAUUCAUUUCUGAAGAGGAAUGGGAAAAUGAGGUUGCUUUAUCAGAUGAAAAUGAGGAUGGGGAAAAUCAAAUGACAGAAACUAUUAAAGAUAAAAUCACUGCGCUGUAUGGAGCCGAUGCAAAAGGAAAAACAUCAGAAGAGCUUAAGAGAGAUGACAAAUAUACUCAAAUUGAUCAGGUUUUGUCUAUUAGGAAGAAGACAAUCUCAAAUCAAAAUUUGUUAAAAUUUAGCCACGAGGUUGCUCAAUACAUAAAAAAUAAUGAAGCAAAACCUGGUGGUUGGUACUGGCCGCUUGUGAGGAGCGUGACAAUCAAGAUCCCAAACCGUCUUGAACUCUUGGAGCACAUUGUUCUUGUUGAUCUCCCUGGGACUGGAGACUCCAACAAGAUCCGAGAUGACCUCUGGAAAUCUAAACUAAAAGACUGCUCAUCUAUGUGGAUUGUAAGUAACAUCAACCGAGCAGUCUCAGACAAAGACCCAUGGGAAAUAAUAGAGCACUGCAUUCAAGACUUACAAGGAGGAGGAGAGUGCAAGCGUAUAAACUUCAUCUGUACCAAAACUGAUGAUAUUAAUCCAGAUGAAUAUAAUGAAGAUGAUUGGGGUACCAGUGAACAAAUAAUUGGAUCAAAGAAGAAAAAAUGCAUAAUUUUAAGAAACAACUAUGCAAAGGAGAAACUUCAUGGAAAAUUAACUGAAGCUAAAAACAAGGUAUGACAUUAAAACAGAUACACUGUCAGAAAAUGUACUAGGAG
This is a messenger RNA of Misgurnus anguillicaudatus (oriental weatherfish), 1233 nucleotides long. NCBI's taxonomy places the organism in Eukaryota, Metazoa, Chordata, Actinopteri, Cypriniformes, Cobitidae. The record is from RefSeq and is a predicted model, not a curated record.